AUGAGGCAGCGUUUUGUUAGUGCAGGUAUCUGCACGGUUGUUCUAGCAAGUCUUCUUUCUGGGGUUGAUGUAAUAGACAUCCCAUGUUCUCUGCCGGUGCAAUGGCUGGCUGAGCGUCUUUAUGGAGUGAGUGGUCACGCCCACCAAAUAUCCGGCAUUGUUGGGGCUAUCUUGUCCUGUUUAGUAGUUGGCAAUAAUAUUGCCAAGAGCGCACCUCUCCUCUAUCUGCUACUGAAUGAAGAAAACAUUCCGUGGACGGCCUCAAGUGAGACAUUAGGGCUGCUUCUUGGAGUUCUUUCUGAGAAAUACUCAGUGCUCAGCUGGUUGGCGGUGGCGGUGCCAAUGGUUUCUCCGCUUGGCUUUGGCCGAGCUGUUGCUUUGUCUCUACGGCGAAGAAGCGCUUGGCCGAUUGCUGUAGCCGCUGUACUGGCUAUUGGGUCUUUUGGAUGGCCAGCAAGAAAUAACUUAGGCCCGGCUUUGCUCUCCACGGACUUGGUGCGUUUACAGAGUAAAGGGUUUAGAAUCAAGCCAGGUAAGUCUUUCUAUGGUGAGUAUGGCGGCAAGAUGGGCAGUGGAUUUAGAACGGUCUUUGCAACGGAAGAAGAGUCUUUCUGGCGGCUCUAUAUAGAAGGACACGAAGGCAACCCGCCGCCCGCAAUUCCAUUAGUUAGUGGGAUGAUUGUGCAUUUGGAACAUCUAGAGAGCAGUGAGUUUCUGCAGACAUUUGAUGUAGCUUCGCCCCUAACUAUCACAAACCAAGAAGUCUCUUGCACGCCAACACCUUCUGAACAUUCACAGUUUGUGCUCAUUCGUGAAGAAGGAACACCAUCGCUUGGCUUACCCAUUCAUCAGGACAGUCGGUUUUACUUGAAGCAUUUCAAAACUGGCGUGUUCCUAACUAUUCUCCAGCGCAAGCCAGUAGGCGGAGAAGGCUUUGAGGUCAAUGGCGAGAAGGCAACCGGUAAAGACUUCAUGCGCGGGCCAGAAAGUUCAUUAUGGUCCAGUGCGGCCAACACCUACCUCUCCCUUCAGACCUUCCCGCAACAACUAAAAGACUGGCUUAAAGGCAGUUUGGACAACUAUAGUAAGUUACUGCGGACUAGCCGGCUUAAAAUCGGUAGGCCGGACUGGCAUUUGUCCCUACCAAAUACGGUUUUUCUAGGCCUUUUUAUCUUGGCUGCCAGCCGUUGCCAAAGAUACUCCGAUAUCGUUGGCCACUUGAUAGAUCUGGUUUUGGCCUAUUGCUUCGGUCAAAGUUGGGGAUACGCCUUUUUUGGAGCCAGUAUCUUUGGACUUGAAAAUAUACUGCCCAAACCCACGCGCCGAGGCUUCAUUCCUGCCUAUUUAUCGAGCUGGUUCCGUUAG
Messenger RNA from Nematocida homosporus, 1365 nucleotides. RefSeq lists its product as uncharacterized. The record is from RefSeq and is a predicted model, not a curated record. The transcript has a single exon. NCBI's taxonomy places the organism in Eukaryota, Fungi, Microsporidia. Bases 1 to 1365 code for a protein of 454 amino acids.